This is a messenger RNA of Hyaloscypha bicolor E, 768 nucleotides long. Its product is annotated as HET-domain-containing protein. Bases 1 to 768 code for a protein of 255 amino acids. Lineage: Eukaryota; Fungi; Ascomycota; Leotiomycetes; Helotiales; Hyaloscyphaceae. The transcript has 2 exons. The record is from RefSeq and is a predicted model, not a curated record.
AUGGCGGAAGCUUUGGGUCAAAGGAAGUUUGUGGAGAAAGUGUGCCCCCAAUGCAAAAGGAACAGGCUGGAAGAAGCAUUUCCACCAGCGCCAUUCAACGAGCAUCUUGAUAACAUCUACACUCCAUUUACUUCAGUAGAGAAGGAGAUAAGGCUUCUCAAUAUCCUCCCCGGGCUCGAAAAUGAGCCGCUCAGGUGUUCGCUUCAGCCAGAUUUCCUCGACAAUGCUCGCUACACAGCAUUAUCAUACUGUUGGGGCGCUGGGAAUGAUCGGAUCAAUAUCACGGCCAAUGGGCAGAGUAUCCCAGUUACAAGGAAUUUAGAAAAUGCUUUGAGGCAGUUGAGGCAUACGCAUCAGAAUAUGGUGGUCUGGGCAGAUGCUAUUUGCAUCAACCAGCAAGACCUUGCUGAGAAAUCAGUCCAGGUGGGCAUGAUGGGGGGGAUCUAUUCAAAAGGUAUGGAUGUUUGGAUUUGGCUUGGAAACGCAGGUGACAAUAGCGACGCCGCCAUGGACUACAUUCGGAACAUUCGAGCAGUUGAUUUUGACGACCCUCAGUAUAAGCCACACCCAGAUACAUGGCACGCCAUCAAAUUACUAUGGAAUCGACCGUGGUUUGAGAGGUUGUGGGUUGUGCAAGAGGCCCUUCUUGCGAGGAAAGCAACCUUCAAUUGUGGUCAACAGAGCGUGGAUUUUGACUGUUUCGUUUACUUGAAGAGAGUCCACAUGAAAUAUAGGAGGCUUCCAGAUACACGACUAGCCCCAAUGUAA